AUGGCCGUGGAAACUAUACUUCCAGAUCUCGGAACGGAGAUUCUGAUUCCGUUUUGCGCCGUCGUCGGAAUUGCCUUCGCGCUAGUCCAGUGGCUGUUCGUGUCCAAGGUUAAGGUUCUCCCCGAGAUAUCGAACUCCGCCGAUGGAAAAUACUUCACUGAUUCACUCCUUGAGGAAGAGGAAGGCAUCAAUGACCACUCUAUAGUUCAUAAGUGCGCCGAAAUCCAAACGGCCAUUAGUGAAGGUGCAACAUCAUUCCUUUUUACUAUGUAUCGGUAUGUUGGUAUUUUCAUGGUUGCUUUUGCUGUGCUGAUCUUCGUCUUCCUUGGCUCUGUGGAGGGAUUCAGCACAAAGAUGCAAUCUUGUACAUAUGACAGCACCAAAUUGUGCAAACCCGCUCUUGCCACUGCCGGUUUUAGCACCAUAUCCUUCAUACUUGGUGCCAUUACAUCUGUGGUUUCUGGCUUUCUUGGAAUGAAAAUUGCCACCUAUGCCAAUGCCCGAACUACUUUAGAGGCUAGGAAGGGUGUUGGAAAGGCUUUUAUCGUUGCAUUUAGAUCUGGUGCAGUCAUGGGAUUCCUCCUUGCUGCAAAUGGUCUUCUGGUGUUGUACAUUGUCAUCAACCUGUUCAAAUUAUACUAUGGUGAUGACUGGGAAGGCCUAUUUGAGGCAAUAACUGGUUAUGGACUUGGUGGAUCUUCAAUGGCUCUUUUCGGCAGAGUUGGUGGAGGUAUUUAUACAAAAGCUGCUGAUGUAGGAGCUGAUCUAGUGGGCAAGGUGGAAAGGAACAUCCCAGAGGAUGACCCAAGAAAUCCAGCGGUCAUUGCAGACAAUGUUGGUGACAAUGUUGGGGAUAUUGCUGGUAUGGGGUCUGAUCUCUUUGGUUCGUAUGCUGAAUCAUCCUGUGCAGCCCUUGUUGUUGCUUCAAUAUCCUCUUUCGGGAUCAAUCACGAGUUUACUGCUAUGCUUUAUCCUCUUCUAAUCAGCUCCGUUGGAAUCCUUGUUUGUUUGCUCACCACCUUGUUUGCAACUGAUUUCUUUGAGGUCCGGAAUGUUAAAGAAAUUGAACCAGCAUUGAAGAAGCAACUUAUUAUCUCCACGGCAUUGAUGACGGUCGGAAUUGCACUUGUGAGCUGGAUUGCACUUCCAUCCUCCUUCACUAUAUUUAAUUUUGGAGUCCAAAAGGAGGUUAAAAACUGGCAACUGUUCCUAUGCGUUGCUGUUGGUUUGUGGGCUGGGCUUAUUAUAGGAUUUGUUACGGAGUACUAUACAAGCAAUGCUUAUAGCCCCGUGAAAGAUGUUGCUGAUUCCUGUCGUACUGGAGCAGCUACCAACGUCAUUUUUGGGCUUGCAUUGGGAUACAAAUCUGUCAUCAUUCCAAUUUUUGCCAUAGCAAUUAGCAUUUUUGUCAGUUUUACUUUCGCUGCAAUGUAUGGUAUUGCAGUAGCUGCCCUCGGUAUGCUGAGUACCAUUGCCACUGGUUUGGCUAUUGAUGCCUACGGUCCCAUCAGUGACAAUGCUGGGGGUAUCGCCGAGAUGGCAGGCAUGAGUCACAGAAUUCGAGAGAGAACUGAUGCCCUUGAUGCUGCUGGAAACACCACUGCAGCUAUUGGAAAGGGAUUUGCAAUUGGGUCUGCUGCCCUCGUGUCCCUUGCCCUCUUUGGUGCCUUUGUGAGCCGUGCGGCCAUUUCAACUGUAGACGUCUUAACUCCAAAAGUAUUUAUUGGUUUGAUUGUGGGAGCUAUGCUUCCUUACUGGUUCUCGGCCAUGACAAUGAAGAGUGUGGGCAGUGCCGCUCUUAAGAUGGUUGAAGAAGUGCGCAGACAAUUUAACACCAUCCCUGGUCUCAUGGAAGGCACUGCCAAGCCCGACUAUGCCACUUGCGUCAAGAUUUCCACAGAUGCCUCUAUUAAGGAAAUGCUUCCUCCAGGUGCUCUUGUCAUGCUCACUCCACUCAUUGUUGGCAUUUUCUUUGGUGUGGAAACUCUAUCUGGUGUCCUUGCCGGUUCCCUUGUCUCAGGUGUGCAGAUUGCAAUCUCUGCAUCCAACACUGGUGGUGCUUGGGAUAAUGCCAAAAAAUACAUUGAGGCUGGUGCCUCGGAACAUGCAAAGACUCUGGGUCCGAAAGGAUCUGAUGCCCACAAGGCAGCUGUGAUUGGAGACACAGUUGGUGACCCUCUGAAGGACACAUCUGGACCGUCUCUGAACAUUCUCAUCAAAUUGAUGGCUGUGGAGUCGCUUGUGUUUGCCCCGUUCUUUGCUACACAUGGUGGCUUGCUCUUUAAAAUUUUUUAA
Molecule: messenger RNA, 2295 nt
Organism: Fraxinus pennsylvanica
Lineage: Eukaryota; Viridiplantae; Streptophyta; Magnoliopsida; Lamiales; Oleaceae
Source: the annotation of a GenBank genome assembly